Molecule: messenger RNA, 2698 nt
Organism: Porites lobata
Lineage: Eukaryota; Metazoa; Cnidaria; Anthozoa; Scleractinia; Poritidae
Source: the annotation of a GenBank genome assembly
AAAAAAAUCAUCUGCCCGGAACAGAAUUGCUACAAGGACAUGGCAUUUUUUGAAGAAAGAGGCUUAGGUCAUCAUUAUCGAUCUAUUCACAAGAAAGAUGCAAAUGCUAAGGUACUGACGAUGGCACGAUUAAAGACCCAAGAGAUAUACGGCAGAGAAACGGUACAGUUUAUUUCGACUAUCUCUGAAUGGAAAUCGAAGGUGAGUAAUAACUUAUGCUUGAAUUUCUGGCUGCUGAGCUAAUAAGUAAUCAGUAAUCCAUGAAAAGGCUUUCCUGGACAGGACCGAUGGAAAUUUAAUUUUAAAAUUUAAUUUUAAGUUUAAGCACAUUUAACCUUAAUAUAAUAGAAACGCCGAGGAAGAAAAAAAAAAGGAGUUCAGUCACAUUUAAAAAAAUAAUGGCAGUGUACGUUUGUGUGUUAUGUAGCCUAAAAACCAUUAAAACAACUGCUGCCUAAUUCUUCCGAUUGAUAGCCAUUUUUCGAACUUCAGGUCUCUGACGGUAAACGUUUUGAAGUUGGUUGUGAGAACUUCUGGCUAAAAAUCUUUGCCAAGGAUGCUGAGGAAGCUGCCAAGCUAUAUGGACAGUAUCUCCUGUGUUCAGGUCGCCUGAAAUCAUAUGCAGAACAGAGCGAACCGCGCAAGGUUGAAGUCAGAACUGCGGAAUUUGAGACACAUUUCAAUGCAUGGUCUACCUACAAAUUCAUUGAAAGUAACGUGCAAGGAACGGUUAUUAUACUCGAGUGCUGCUUUAUAAAAAGGGUAUGUUGCCAACUCUGCAUUAUAUUUUUACCAUAAAUUUACCUACUUUUUGUUGAGGUCACACUUGGCAUAAUAAUCAGAUGGUUUAGCAUAAAGUAUCUUACAGCUUUCAAUCUCUUAUAUUCCUUUUGUUUACCAUUUGUAACAUGUGAUUAAAGCUCUAAAAGUCCUGAAAAAAAUGGAAGUCCUUUAAACUUCCUUUACUUUUCACAUAGGUUAAAAAAAAUAAUAUGCAAAUAGGACUAAUUCAUCUUCUCUAUGUCAUGUUUUUUAGAAUCUAACAUCUGUGCCAGCUCCAGGACAAGACUUCACAAUACCACUCAUGUUGCAAAGCAACGACACCCUUGCCCCUUGCUCCGAAGAAGCUGUUGAUAACAGGGUUAGAGUCCUGGAAUCAAUAUUCCACCACAGAAGCUUUAGAGGAAAGCAAGAGGAAGCCAUUGAUGCCAUCCUUCAAGGAAAAAAUUGUCUUCUAGUAUUACCAACAGGUACAGGGAAGACAGUAUGCUAUGCCAUCCCAGCUCUGAUUUCUGGUGGAGUUACUGUUGUUAUCUGUCCACUGUUAUCACUGAUGCUAGACCAAGUGCACCGUUUGCGGGCAAAAGGCCUUAAUGCCUGUUAUAUUAACUUUGAUGUUCCAUCAACAGAACGAGAUGUACUUAUUCACAACCUUUUGUCGGACAGCCCACCAUAUAACUUUUUGUUUUUAACACCCGAGAAUGUCACCUCUCCACAGAUGCUAGACAUGUUUUCCAAAAUGGAGCAAAAAAACACACUAAAGUACAUUGUAAUUGAUGAGUGCCACUGCAUUGAUAUGUGGGGGCACGAUUUUAGGCCUGCCUAUGCUAAUCUUGGCAGCCUGACCCAGUUGAGGUGUCCUGUAGUGGCCAUGACAGGCACAUGUACAUCCAGAACAGAGGAAGUGAUCUUAAAGUCACUAAACCUUAGCAAUGUCACAGUUGUCAGGCAGUCUUGUGACAGAGAAAACAUUUCUUUGUUUGUGAAACAAAAAAAGGCGGAUGGCAAGGAUCAGGUUGCAGCCUUAAUUUUGGAGAACUAUGCUGGUCAAUGUGGGAUUGUUUACUGUUUACAACGUGGUGACACCACUGAUAUGGCAUAUUUACUACAGACUAAGGGUGUCAAUGCCACCUAUUAUCAUGGCGCCCUGGAUCCUUACAGAAAACGAGAAAAUUUUCAGGCCUGGCAGGAAGGAAGAGCCAAGGUCAUGUGUGCUACGGUGGCCUUUGGAAUGGGCAUAGACAAACCAGACGUCCGUUUUGUAAUUCACCUGUCCAUGCCCAAAUCACUGGAAUGCUAUGCUCAAGAAUUUGGACGUGCAGGUAGAGAUGGUGAACCUUCACAAUGUUUUGUGUUUUAUAGAUUUGAGGAUCGCACAAAGCACUUGCAAAUGUUAAGUUCUCUACCAGAUGGUGAGCAUAAAUGUCUUAAGGUGGCAGAGUUAAAUGGGAUGAUAAAACUGUGCAUCAAACCAGAGUGCCGAAAACUGCAACUGAAGAAAUAUUUUGGAGAUGCUGAUAACAAUGUAUGCAAAACCUGUGAUUUCUGUCUGGACGGUGCUUGUAUUGAGAAAACUGAGGCACAUUUGGAAGCAGUUGAAGUGCUCCAUUGCCUGCAGAGUAUGAAUCAUUUACACUCUAAAGUAACAUUUAACUUGCUGGUUUUAGUUUACAGGGGAUCCAAGAGAAGAGAAGUAUUGUCAAAAUCGUUUCAUAACAUUCCACAGUAUGGGAAGGGGAAAACCAAGUUUUCUGACAGUAGUCUUCAGCAUUUUGUACAAUUAUUGAUCUCUGAAAAUGUUAUUGCUGAGAAACUAAGGGGUGCCAAUGAGAACGGAUCAACACCUUAUUUGAUUCCAGGAAGCCGGGCCGAAGCCUUAACUAAUGGGGAGCUUUCUAUAUACAGGUACAAAAUGUAA